This is a messenger RNA of Oncorhynchus keta (chum salmon), 2738 nucleotides long. RefSeq names its product B-cell receptor CD22-like. NCBI's taxonomy places the organism in Eukaryota, Metazoa, Chordata, Actinopteri, Salmoniformes, Salmonidae. The transcript is spliced from 13 exons. The record is from RefSeq and is a predicted model, not a curated record. Bases 75 to 1820 code for a protein of 581 amino acids.
UAUGUAUCAACCACAGAACUGACACUUACUAGCAGUUCCCACUCACUACCAACUGCAGGGUGGGAGAUGCAACAAUGUCCUUGAGAACAGCAGGAAGUGUGUUGGUGGUCUUUCUCUGGUCUGUAGCAGUGGUACUGGGUCAGGAUGGCUGGAGUGUUAGAUACACCACUCAGAGUAUCUGUACCUUGAAGGGGUCACCAGUGGAGAUGUCCUGCUCUUACACAUAUCCCAGUUGGCAUAAAGUCACAACAACCUUCUGGUUCAUCAAAAAGUAUGAUGUGGAGAAUUAUGUGAGUCUGUUAGAUGACCCAGACUACAAAGGUCGUGUGACGUACCGUAGUGAUAAGAUGAAUGGACACACCCUGACAAUCACAGACCUGAGAGAAAGUGACUCAGCUGAGUACAUGUUCAGAUUCAUAACAGAUCAGACUGGAGGGAAAUAUUGUGGCUAUCCUGGAGUCACUCUGUCUGUUACAGACCUGCAGGUGAAGGUGACCACUACAUGGUGGUCAAUGACACUGACCUGUAGCACCACCUGUACUCUGACUGGUAACCCCACCUUCACCUGGUACAGUAACAGUAAGAUUGUACAAAAGGACCCCUCCCCCUCAUACACAAUCCACUUUAAAACUGAAGACAGCUUCUACUGUGCUGUAAAAGGCAUCAAUUCUCCUGCAGUGUCUGUUGAGGGUCACAGUUAUUUCCACGUGACUUACACCCAUCAGAAGAUCUGUACCUUGAAUGGGACAUCAGUGGACAUAUCCUGCUCUUAUACAUUUCCCAGUGGUCAUACAGUCUCUGAAACAAUCUGGUAUACAAAAGGAAAACUUAAUGAGGCGCCUCAAAUCCUGAGCCCGGGGUAUGGAGGUCGUGUGGAGUACCUUGGAAAUAUGCAGAGUUACUCCAUCCUGAGAAUCACAGACCUGAGAGAGGAGGAUUCAGCUGAGUAUAAGUUUAGAUUCAGAACAGAUCAGACAACCUGGGAGCCCACCUUCCCUGGAACAACUCUGACUGUCACAGGUCUGCAGGUGAAGGUGACUCCUGCCACUGUGACAGAGGGACAGAAGGUGACACUGACCUGUAGCACCACCUGUACUCUGGGUGACAACCCCACCUACAUCUGGUACAAGAAUGGACACGUAACCAACCAAUCUACCAGUCUGUUCCUAAACCCAGUCAGCAGUGAGGAUACAGGCAGAUACUCCUGUUCUGUAGAAGGACAUGAGGAUCUCCCCUCUGAUGAAGAGACUCUCACUGUCACAUACGGCCCAAAGAACACCUCAGUGUCAGUCAGUCCCUCUGGUGAAAUAGUGGAGGGCAGUUCAGUGACUCUGACCUGCAGCAGUGAUGCCAACCCACCUGUGGACAAAUACACCUGGUACAAGAAGAACGUAACCUCACCAAAAGCAUCAGGACAGAGUUACAGCAUCACUAACAUCAUCUCUGAGGACAGAGGAGAAUACUACUGUGAGGCCCAGAAUAGAAGAGGAUCUAUGAACUCUACAUCUCUGAUGAUCAUUGUAGCAGGGAAACAAACAUCAGUUCUGACUGCUGCUGUAGGAAUCAUAGUGGUUGUUCUGGUUCUCAUCCUCUGUCUCUCUGGACUCAUGUGGUUCAGGAGAUCCACAGCAGGAAGUGAUGCCACAACAGGGAUACAGAGUGUCCAUCCUGAUCCUAACAGUGACACGUACACAGCUUUGAACAUGAAGACCAGGUCACCAGAGUAUGACACCCUGGCAAAUGUGAGGGACUCCCCCACUGUCACAAUCCCUCAGAUAGAUGCUGAUGCCUCUGAUUAUGAGAACUACAACCCGUCCUGAAGAGAACCACCACAGAACCUGGACUAAACUGAAACACCACAGAACCUUGAGUGAAGAAAACCACCACAGAACAUUGAGUGAAGAGAACCACCACAGAACCUGGACUGAAGAGAACCACCACAGAACCUGGACUGAAGAGAACCACAACAGAACCUGGACUGAAGAGAACCACCACAGAACAUGACUGAAGAGAACCACCACAGAACCUGGACUGAAGAGCAACAGCAUGAAACCAAAGCUAGGCCUCACAAUGCUAUUCUCUUACUAUCAUUAUGCUUUCUUAUCUAUUAGGUUUUCCAGACUAUGACCUUUAACCUUUGAGUGAAUGCUGGAAUUUAGAUUGUUAUCCUAAUGAUAAAUACAGUAUGUAUAUAGAUGAUAAAUACAAUUUGUAUAUAGAUGAUAAAUGGGAUAGAUUAUGCUUCUGCUAUUUUUCUAUAAUAUUUUGCCAUUUCCAGAUUUGAUUACAUUUCAUGUAGAAAUAUGUUGACCUAUUCAUUAGCUCUGCUCCUUCAGGUGUUUAGUAAGCCCACCACAUGCUAGGUAAUGCUAGUAUCAACAUGCCAUCCAACACAGCUGAAACUAUAGUAAGCCCACCACAUGCUAGGUAAUGCUAGUAUCAACAUGCCAUCCAACACAGCAGAAACUAUAGUAAGACCACCACAUGCUAGGUAAUGCUAGUAUCAACAUGCCAUCCAACACAGCUGAAACUAUAGUAAGCCCACCACAUGCUAGGUAAUGCUAGUAUCAACAUGCCAUCCAACACAGCUGAAACUAUAGUAAGCCCACCACAUGAUAGGUAAUGCUAGUAUCAACAUGCCAUCCAACACAGCAGAAACUAUAGUAAGACCACCACAUGCUAGGUAAUGCUAGUAUCAACAUGCCAUCCAACACAGCUGAAACUAUAGUAAGACCACC